Messenger RNA from Colletotrichum chrysophilum, 1164 nucleotides. RefSeq lists its product as uncharacterized. The record is from RefSeq and is a predicted model, not a curated record. The transcript is spliced from 4 exons. The coding region runs from base 1 to 1164 and encodes 387 amino acids. NCBI's taxonomy places the organism in Eukaryota, Fungi, Ascomycota, Sordariomycetes, Glomerellales, Glomerellaceae.
AUGUGGUCAACGACACUCGACCCCGAUUUGCGAAUGCUCCCGCCAACGGGCCUCCCGCUCGCCAUCAUCAUCAUAUCAUGCGUCUUCCUCGUCUUCUCGGUAAUCUGCGUCGGGCUACGUACCCGCAUCCGCCUUGUCGAACGCACCUUUGGACUUGACGAUGGCCUCAUGGCGGCAGGAACGGUUGUUUACGUGGCGGUUGUUGGACUUGCUGUCUACGGUUGCUUCGUUGGACUCGGGACUCUCGAGGAGAACUUGAACGCAUGGCUGUGGGCGGAGGGCCUCAAGAUCUACGUUGUCUGGAUUCUCGUCUACGUUGGCGCCCUUGCGCUCGUCAAGUCUUCCGUCUGCCUCACGAUUCAACGCAUUGUCACGACGGAUCGAGCUCUUACCAUCACGAUUUGGGUUCUUUUGGGCCUCACGUGGGCGUCUUUCUUCAUCACGUUCAUCGGAACCCUUCUCUACUGCCGCCCUGUCGAAGCCCUAUGGACUCCAACAAUGAUUAUCUCCGGCGAGGGAACCUGCGCUGAUGUCGACGUUCUCAUCGCCAUCGGGCAUGUGGCCACCUCUUCCGCAAUCGUCACGGAUCUUGCUCUUGUCGUCGUUCCCGCUGUCAUUCUGUGGGGAACGCAGAUGAAGACGCAGACCAAACUGCAAGUCUUUGGACUGCUGUCCUUCGCUUCUGUGGCGUCGAUCAUCACGAUGGUCCGCAUUCCUUACGUCAACCACUUCAAGGCCCAGACAAACCUCCAGUUCUGGGUCGCCCACACAGUCCUCUGCUCCAACGUCGAGACAGGCAUCGGCUGCAUCGCCUCCUCGGUCCCCUCUCUGCGCCGCUUCAUCGCACGCACACGCGGCACGACCGCCGAAGAUUCCGCACCCAGCAAAAGCAACGGAACGGGUGGGCUGUUCACGUUUGGCAGCAAGCCUGUCGAGAGGAGCCGCGACCCGUACCGCAACCCAACAGAUGUGGGCUUCAGUCUCGCCACUGUGCAUGGGAGGGGCGAUGACAGCUGGGAACGCCUCCAGGAUGGCGAUUCCGACAAAGGAGACCUGCUGCCGAACAACCAAAAGGGCGGCGGUAUCCACAAGCAGUUCACGUACACGGUCGAUAUCGAGACGGACUCCAGUCUGAAGACUGGCCGGUCUGGAUCGAGCCGGUAG